Drosophila sulfurigaster albostrigata is the source of this 887-nucleotide messenger RNA. Its product is annotated as protein aubergine-like. Gene Ontology annotation, biological process: regulatory ncRNA-mediated gene silencing. Gene Ontology annotation, molecular function: piRNA binding. Bases 222 to 854 code for a protein of 210 amino acids. The record is from RefSeq and is a predicted model, not a curated record. The transcript has a single exon. Gene Ontology annotation, cellular component: P granule. NCBI's taxonomy places the organism in Eukaryota, Metazoa, Arthropoda, Insecta, Diptera, Drosophilidae.
UACGCCAACAAUGAAUUCAGCUAUUGGCCAGCAGCUUAGUCUGGCCUAGAUCGAUAAGCACAAUCAAUGAACAUAUAGCAUCAUUGUUUUUAAGCGGUUACAACGAAGUUGCGAGGGUUGUUCGAUGUAAAUCUGGCAUGAAGCAAACAUAUCCUUUAAUUAGAAAGAUGUUGUUAUAAAGGAAUAAAGAGGAAUUUGCAUAUUUGAAUAAAUAUAUUUGUAUGGGCGAAAACGCCUACUUACUUGUUUAUGCUUUGGCUCACAAUCUGGUAUAUUCUGCACUCUAUAGUGUAUGCCACUCGUCGAAGAACAAAAACAAGUCAUAUAGCACUUUUGUAGCUACUAUGAAUAUGAAGUCCUCCACACGUUAUUUCUCUUCAGUUACUGAACAUAUGAAGGGUCAGGAACUGUCUAAUCAAAUAUUAAUGAAUAUGACAUGUGCACUAAAGGCAUAUCGUGAGCAUCAUGGGAGUUUGCCCGACCGCAUUCUCUUUUUCCGCGACGGUGAAGGUGAUGGUCAGCUAAAUCAAGUAUUCAAUAUUGAGGUGAAGUUCCUCAAAACUCGACUGGACGAGAUCUAUAAAUCGGCGGGAAGAGAUAAAGGUUGCAAUUUGGCAUUUAUUGUUGUAACAAAAAGAAUUAACAUACGUUACUUUGUGAAUAAGCGCAAUCCCGAACCUGGAACAAUAGUCGAAGUCGAUGAUGUUAUCACUUUGCCCGAGCGUUAUGAUUUCUAUUUGGUUUCGCAGGCCAUAGAACAAGGUACUGUUUCUCCAACGAACUACAGCAUGGGUCUGAAUGCUGAUAAGAUCCAAAUACUCAAGUACAAAAUGACACAUAUGUACUACAAUUGAUCUGGAACUUGCCGAGUCCCUGCAGUUUGUCAA